AUGGAUGGUUCUUCACAUAAUCGAAGGCGUGCUGGUACAAAUGCGGUAUAUACUCAAUCACCUGGACACAAAUAUAAUAAUGCCGAGAGGACUGAUUAUGUUGGAAUUACUAUAAGCGAUGAUUAUUCUCAAAAGCAAAUGACUUCACUUCCGUUAAUAUCAACGUCAUCUCCUUCACACCAUUCACACCAGCAGCAACAAUUAAAUCCACAGCAUCAACCGCUUUCUGCACCAAAUCCGUCUCAACAUAAGGAGGUCCCUGAGGGUCGUGGUAGAAGGCGUUCUGAAAAUUAUAUUCAAACUUCCUCUUCUGGACAUUAUUCUGUAACCCAAAACCAAAAUAUUCAGCACCACUAUCGAUCUUUAUUAGGACCGCAAAAUUUACCACUCCCACCUCUACCACAACAGCAUGUUCCAUCGCCUCAUUUGUUACAUCAUUCACAUAAACAGCACUCACAUCCUUCUCUAAUUGCUAACAAUUGGCGUCCUUCUCAAAGUCAAUCAGGUCAACAGUCACCAUCAAUACAAAACCCACCAGUACAGAUCACAUACCAGAAUACUACAUAUUCUAAUUCUAAACCUUCAUCUCCUAACAAUUUUCCUAAUUUAUCAACCCCUACCGUUUCCUCUCCAAUUAAAUCAUCACAAACUUCUGCACACACGACGCGUAAUGAAAACGGUACAACAUCUGACCUUCGAAAAUCAGCUUUUCAACGUGUCCGGUCUAAAUCAGACUUACGGCCUCAGCCAGCGAACCGCAGAGCAGAUUCUACGAAAGGAGUUGUCAGUGUAUACGAUCAUGGGAUAACCUAUACAAUUGUGCUCGUAACUAUUCAAAAACGAACACAGCCACUUAAAUCGAUGACCGUAUACCUUACAUCAACCUAUCACAAUAUAAAUCCUAAUUUCCGAUACGAAUUAUCGUAUAAUCCGCGUCGCGUUUUGACAAAGCCUUCAAAGGGUGUAAAAAACGAUGGAUUUGAUAACGAAGACAGUGAUUAUAUUUUAUAUGUAAACGAUAUAUUAGGAAGUGAGGAGGGACAGAAAUAUCUUAUUUUGGAUAUUCUUGGCCAAGGGACGUUCGGUCAGGUUGUGAAGUGUCAGAAUUUGAAGACAAAAGACAUUGUUGCAGUCAAAGUCGUGAAAAAUAAACCAGCUUACUUUAAUCAAAGUAUGAUGGAAGUUACUAUAUUAGAACUGUUAAAUCAAACGUGGGAUAGUCAAGACCAACAUCAUAUUUUAAGGCUUUUAGAUACAUUUAUUCAUCGUCGUCAUCUUUGCUUGGUGUUCGAACUUUUAUCCGUUAAUUUGUAUGAAUUAAUAAAGCAGAAUCAAUUUCGUGGACUUAGCACUAAUCUCGUUAGAGUAUUUACCUCACAAUUACUAGAUGCACUUACUGUACUGAAUGAAGCUCGCAUAAUUCAUUGCGAUUUAAAGCCUGAAAACGUAUUGUUGAAAAAGUGUGUGAAAGCUUCCCUAGAGUCACCUACAAUCAAAGUUAUCGAUUUUGGUUCUGCGUGUCAUGAACGUCAAACGGUAUAUACGUACAUUCAAUCACGAUUUUAUAGAAGUCCAGAAGUCUUAUUAGGAUAUUCAUCUGCAAUAGACAUGUGGUCUUUAGGAUGCAUUGCAGUAGAACUAUUUCUCGGAUUGCCUCUGUUUCCGGGGAGCUCAGAAUAUAAUCAAGUCUCCCGAAUCGUUGAAAUGUUAGGCGUUCCACCACCAUAUAUGAUCGAAGUAGGUAAAACGGCUCACGAAUAUUUCGAACGGUAUAUAAAUGAGCAUGGUCAAAAGAAAUAUCGUUUGAAAACGAUGGAGCAGUAUAUGAGGGAUAAUAAUUGUGUGGAACAACCUUCCAAGAGAUAUUUCUCAGCUACAACUUUACCUGAAAUUAUAAAGUCUUAUCCGGUGAUGAGGAAAGGUGUAACUCAGAAAGAUAUUGAUAAAGAAAUGCAAAAUCGACUAGCCUUUAUUGAUUUUGUGCAAGGAUUAUUGAAUCUCAAUCCCAUUGAACGGUGGUCACCGCAGCAAGCUAAAUUACAUCCAUUCAUAACGGGUGAGAAGUUCACCGGUAAAUUUACGCCGCCAAUGCAACUUAAAUCAUCCAAUAAAUCUAGCACUACAUCCGCACAAUCGGUUCCUUCGUCUACAAAUUCACAAUCAUUACAUUUGACACCGUUACCGUCACAUUCACAAUAUAAGACACCUAACACAUCACCAAAGAUACCACAUAAAAAUCCGGUUGUAAUUCAUGAAAUGCCAUCUGUAACAAUAACAUCUCAUGAUAGUAAUACAACUGGUCAACGACCACAAGUGCAACAAACUUCAAAUAAAAUGGCGACUUUGGCACCAAAACCGAGUUUAGGGACUACUUUAAGACCUCGUGCUAGUACAAUUGGAAAUAUUCAAGUUCCACCUCAGAUUCAGAUAGCUGCAGCCCUGGUAUCUCCAGGAAAUGUAGGCGCGUCUCCAGGUGAACAUGCGAGGCUUCCAAAAGAAAAAGAUCAAAGACGACUACCUCAACCAUAUCCACAUCUACAAUUAUUGCCAGAACAAGAUAAUGAACAUGAACAUGAGAUCCCACAAUUUUCUGUUGUGGUUGAUGGUGAAGACAGACGUGCAUCAAGACCAUCAUCAUCCAAUAUUGGA
Messenger RNA from Dentiscutata erythropus, 2649 nucleotides. Lineage: Eukaryota; Fungi; Glomeromycota; Glomeromycetes; Diversisporales; Gigasporaceae. The record is from the annotation of a GenBank genome assembly.